Messenger RNA from Saccoglossus kowalevskii, 1103 nucleotides. RefSeq lists its product as uncharacterized. Gene Ontology annotation, cellular component: extracellular region. NCBI's taxonomy places the organism in Eukaryota, Metazoa, Hemichordata, Enteropneusta, Harrimaniidae. Gene Ontology annotation, molecular function: protein binding. The record is from RefSeq and is a predicted model, not a curated record.
GUUCAAUUGCAUUCUAUGCUAUUCCGUACAUUUCUGGUAAUGUAAUGAAGUGGAAACGUCCUGUAAACAUUGUGCUAUACGCGGUGGUUUUUCUCGUGGUGGAGGCAGCCGUCCCUGCAGUGAGACCUGAACGAGACACACUGGCAGGGGGUAGGGUGGCUCGACUAGAGGUAAAUACUGACCUAUGUAUGGUGAAAGGCUAUCCGUACAUAUGUGCAGAUCAAAAAUCGUGUGUGAAAGAAAAUCAGAUUUGCGACGGCAAAAAGAACUGCAUGGACGACAGCGAUGAAGCCGACUGCCCAGAGUCUGGAGGUCGAAAGGGUGGGGAUGGUGACGGUGGCGAUACUGGCGGUGAUUGCAGUGGAAACGCUAAAACAACCCAGACAACAGGCCCCUGUUCCAACCCAACUGCUAAAGUAGAAUGUAACAGUGGUCUGGGCGAUCUCCGGCAACAGAUGUUGAACGCUCAUAACUACUACCGUUGUCUACACGGUAUCACUAAACCUCUAGUUUUAGCGGACGAUCUAAAUAACUACGCCCAAGCCUGGGCCGAGGAAGUCGCUGCUAUGCCGGUUGAGCCAAAAGGUCAUGAAGUCCAUAGCACUAAUCGGGGAGAAAACCCACCAGAUAGAGGAGAAAACUAUUUUUCAUUCGCUAACGGUUACACUCAUCCGACUGAAGAUAAAUUAACAGGUGAAUAUCCGGUGUCUAUGUGGUAUUCAGAGGAAGUAAAAUGGGACUACUCAACCAACAGUGCUAAACCACCUGCCACCGGAAAUGACGUUGGUCACUUCACAGCAAUAGUGUGGAAGAGUACAUAUGAACUGGGUUGUGGUGUGGCUACCAAGCAACUUAGCUACGGGCCGAAGUUUUUCAUCGUCUGCCAGUACAGAAAACCCGCCAACAUUGGUGACCCUGCCAAGAACGUGCCAAAAAAGCUUUACUGAAUACUUAUUGGUCAUCGCGGUUCCACAAGUUUUUGACGGUAAACCGUUGAUACGUAAUAGAUACGUCACGAUACCGUAUAACAAUCGAACAAAAUAAGCAGCACGUAACUGUUUCAAUAUAAAUAUUUGUAAAAUGCAAUAAAAAUACCGUAUUCA